This is a messenger RNA of Cavia porcellus (domestic guinea pig), 8555 nucleotides long. RefSeq names its product paired box 5 (gene Pax5). The record is from RefSeq and is a predicted model, not a curated record. NCBI's taxonomy places the organism in Eukaryota, Metazoa, Chordata, Mammalia, Rodentia, Caviidae. Gene Ontology annotation, biological process: anatomical structure development; regulation of transcription by RNA polymerase II. The transcript has 10 exons. Gene Ontology annotation, molecular function: DNA-binding transcription factor activity, RNA polymerase II-specific; RNA polymerase II cis-regulatory region sequence-specific DNA binding. Bases 1100 to 2272 code for a protein of 390 amino acids.
GCCCCGGGCGGCGCUGUCCACACGCAGCGGGUCCUGAAAGCGGCUCCGGGGCGGCGCGGUGGCGCACUGUGCGCGCCGAGCAGGCGGAGGGGCCAGCGCCGGCAGCAGACGAGCUACCGCGGACAGGCAGAGCCGGCAAGGGCUUCCUCCCGGCACCGACAGUCCCGGCGGCCUGGGUGGCGGGGACCCUCCGGCUGUCCCCUCGGUCCCCGGGGGCAGGCGCGGCGCUGUCCGGAAGAGGCGGCUGGAAGCGGCCGGAGCGGCCCCGAGGGCGGGCAGCGUGCUCGGAGAGUUGGCCGGGAAACAGCCGGCCAGGCGAGGAGGACGUCGCUGGUGUCCCCACUCCUGGCCCCGGCCAUGGGGGCGCAGCGGGGGCCGCCGGAACUUUGAGGGCGUCGGGUCCAGGCUUGCAGGCUCGCAGGCGCCCGGGGAGUCCGGGGUCUCGGCGCCACCAGCGGCGGAGCCUCUCGGAAACCGCCGGGGCCCCUGUGCGGCUGCAGAAGUUCUGUGCAACUUCGUCCCAGACGUCUGAGGACCGGCUGCGGAGAGGCUGCGCGGCAAGCCGGAGCCCCAGGGACUCGGAGAAGCGGGGAGAGAAAGGGCCCGGAGGACAAGGAGAGCCCGGGAGGGAUCCAGGGCAGCGAGGCCGCGGAACUGGUCUGGCACCUCGCGGCCCUCGCCGCUCCUCGGUGCAGCUAAGGACCGCGCUUUGCGGUGGCCUCCUCCAGACUGUUCCUGCGAGGGAUCGGGGGCUCCUGGCCGUCCCGGAGGUGCCCCUCCGCUAUGUCCCCGAAGCCGCGGGCUCCUUGGCCGCAGCUAUCCGCGGCUGGGCCGGGAGCCGCCGCUUGAGCCAGCCGGGGAGCGAAGCCGGCAGAGUUGCGCCGGCUCCUAGACUGUGCCAGCGUCGUUUCCCGCCUCUGCGCAGUUCUCCACCGUCUUUGGCAAGGAGACUUUGAGAGUGACCUCAGAUUCCAGCGGUGCUUUUUGAGCUCAGCUCGCCGGGUGCCCGGCCUGGUGGCGUGGCUCCCUAGCCGCCCUGGGCAGCCCCUUGGCGCCGGGAGGCGGCGGCGUGGGCCGGCCUGCAGUCUGGAGCGCCCCGAUGGAAAUACACUGUAAGCACGACCCGUUUGCAUCCAUGCAUAGACAUGGAGGAGUGAAUCAGCUUGGGGGGGUUUUUGUGAAUGGACGGCCACUCCCGGAUGUAGUCCGCCAAAGGAUAGUGGAACUUGCUCAUCAAGGUGUCAGGCCCUGCGACAUCUCCAGGCAGCUUCGGGUCAGCCAUGGUUGUGUCAGCAAAAUUCUUGGCAGGUAUUAUGAGACAGGAAGCAUCAAACCUGGGGUAAUCGGAGGAUCCAAACCAAAGGUUGCCACGCCCAAAGUGGUGGAAAAGAUUGCUGAGUAUAAACGCCAAAACCCCACCAUGUUUGCCUGGGAGAUCAGGGACCGGCUGCUGGCAGAGCGAGUUUGUGACAAUGACACAGUGCCCAGCGUCAGUUCCAUCAACAGGAUCAUCAGGACAAAAGUGCAGCAGCCCCCCAACCAGCCGGUCCCAGCUUCCAGCCACAACAUAGUGUCCACGGGCUCCGUGACACAGGUGUCGUCAGUGAGCACGGACUCAGCUGGCUCUUCAUAUUCCAUCAGUGGCAUCCUGGGUAUCACGUCCCCCAGUGCCGAUACCAACAAGCGCAAGAGAGAUGAAGGUAUUCAGGAGUCUCCGGUGCCCAACGGCCACUCACUUCCAGGCAGAGAUUUCCUCCGGAAGCAGAUGCGCGGAGACCUGUUCACGCAGCAGCAGCUGGAGGUGCUGGAUCGAGUGUUUGAGAGACAGCACUACUCAGACAUCUUCACCACCACGGAACCCAUCAAGCCUGAGCAGACCACUGAGUACUCAGCCAUGGCCUCAUUGGCUGGAGGGCUGGAUGACAUGAAGGCCAACCUGACCAGCCCCACCCCUGCCGACAUUGGGAGCAGUGUACCAGGUCCACAGUCCUACCCCAUUGUGACAGGACGCGACUUGGCAAGCACGACCCUCCCUGGGUACCCUCCGCACGUCCCCCCUGCCGGACAGGGCAGCUACUCAGCCCCUACGCUGACAGGGAUGGUGCCCGGGAGCGAGUUUUCUGGGAGUCCCUACAGCCACCCUCAGUAUUCCUCAUACAACGACUCCUGGAGGUUCCCCAACCCAGGGCUGCUCGGCUCUCCCUACUAUUACAGUGCCGCUGCCCGAGGAGCUGCCCCACCUGCAGCUGCCACUGCCUAUGACCGUCACUGACCCUCGGAGCCAGGCAGGCGCCAAGCACUUAUGACACAUAUCAUUAGGGGAGAUAACCUCCCAGCACCCCCAAGACAGCCACGGGGGUGUCCAACAAGACCAUCCCCCAGCAACUCCUCCAUUCACCUGAAACUCCCUCCUUCCCCUUUCCCUGCCAGGGACUCAGGUUCUCUGGUAGGGCUGCUGACUACAGAACCUUGUCCAUUUCAAGUCAGUCGAUGAGCUUCUCCAGUGGUGACAGGGUCUCUGCAAAUGACAGAAUAUGCUGCAGACCACUGCAGCCCAGCUCAGCCUGCCAGUCCCCCACUGCCUGACCACCCGUGUGUCUUGGCCACUGCAGCUGAGGAGGAGAACCAGCGUUUGAUACUUCAGCAGCAUCUGUGUAAAUACCUUUUUGCUUGUCUGUGGGCCUGAAACUGACUUAGCAGACUGCCCACCCCAUGUUGCAUCUUCUACUCACAGUGCAUCACAGGACAUCUUUGGCCUGUGCACAGAAUGUCCCCUCUGCCCUGGUGCCCCCUGUCGUAUGAGCUUGAAGCCAUCCUUGAGACCAAGGGUGGGCCCUGGCCUCCUGCUCAUCCCUACUGCUCUAACGUCUUGACUGCGAGUCUCCCUGGCUGGACUUUGCCAUGAGCUGCCCCUGAGACUCCUGCAGGAAGAAAACACUUUGGGGAGAUGCCCUGGCUUCUUGUCUCCAUUUCCUUGGGGCUACUUCAGUGUGAGCAGAUCUUUCCCAGAUCAAAGAACUCAAAACAGAAAUGUCUCAGAGAUUCUUCAGCUGCUGUUCUAAAGCAAGACAUCAUCCAAGUGUUGACUGCAUUGUGGACUCUGAAUGUCACAGCGGUGUAGGCUCAGAAGAUCAUCUGAUCUAGGCCAGGGAGGGGAAUGAGGCUUUCCUGACCCCCUCAGCCCCUGGAACCUCUGGACUGAACUGGAAUGUUUUCUGAGGCCUUUCCAGAUUCAUAUUAUUUUGGAAACCCACCAUGGACACUUCACCCAUCCUCCAGGACCCCAGCAAGUGAACUCCAAGCAAAUCUGUCCCAUAGACAAUGAUUAGCAAGCUGGAUCUUCCUCUGUACCAAGGACCACAGCAUCCUCCGUGGUCAACUAGCACUCCUGGGCUUCCUCUUGGGUAACUCUCUGCAUCCCUGUAGAGCUGGGCCUGUGGCUGGGCACAGAGGUGCUGGGGUUGGGAGUACUUGCUUAACUUCAUACAGUGCAGACCUAACUGUUGAUUUAGGGGCCAAAUGGUCGUGACUAUGGCCAAGGACCACAGAAGCUCAGAGAGGGAGCAUGGGGGAACUCAGUGUGGGCUAGGCUGCUCUGAGGAAGCCAGCUGGGAAGAUUGGGGAGACAGAGGAAGACCUGUAGGGGAGAGACAGGAGAGCAGUGAGGGAUGAGUGUGUGACCUUCUAGUGGUUUUAAGAUGGGGUACCAGGUGCCACCAUCUUUUUCCCUAGGACCUCAGUCCCUUGCAUGGUUUCUUACCAGCUCACAACCUGAUGGAGCCCCCAUCCAAACCUGAGCUGAGCCACAGCAAUGACAACAGGAUUGGUCAUCUCAUGUGACAGUGUCCCUUCUGUUUGGCAGAAAGCUAGGGCAGAGGUAGCCUGACCUUGGGAUCAUCUGGCCUGGUCGUUCUUGUCCUGGCUAUAACUCUGCUUUAUUGUAGGAUAUCUGGAAAAACCUUUAAGUUUGAGUCUCAGCUGCUUUGGUACAGCAGAGUCACCAGACCACAUUCUCUCUUCUUCCCAGAGAGCUGGGCUAGGACAGAUCAAUCUGGAGAAGACUUUCCACUUCUGAACAAGCCUUUAGGAGUAGGCCCCGGAAUCCCGCUAGUGUUUGGUUUAAGUGGGAAACAAGAACACCUUGAGAGGUGGGAAUCAGAAGCAAACGCCUAGUCCAGUGCCACUAGAGAAAACUGAGGCCCAGCUUGGGGAAGGCCAGGACUGUGCAGGGAGAGAAAUCAGGUCUCUCUGGUUAUCUUCAAGUAUGUUGAUUCUCACAUUCUCACAGGAUAGGAAGGUGGGAAAGAAUACCAAGGCUCAGCAAAGUGGGGUGUCUAAGCAGUGAUUUGACACAGACGGAGCUGGGACUGGGCCCCUGCCUUCUGACACGUGAUGAUCACCCUCUGCCCUUUUAGCUCCUGUUCCUGGGAGAGAAGUUGACAGUGAGGGUAGUGGAGGAGGUUCCGGGCCCAGGGUUCCAGCCUGGAGACCUGGGUCUGUGAGAACAGUCACCCAGAGAGGAGUGAUUACCACCCCUGUGGAAUCUGCUAGGCAAAGAGGGAAGACAGCUGGCACCAGAGCCAGCCAUGGGUGCUGAGAUGACCUGGCUCUGGUCUCCAUGUGGCAGACCAAGUGUGAGAAGGAUGUUCCUUGGCUCCUACCUUCCUCUCUUAGGAAGUGGUGGGACUGGGGAUCCCCAGAACAAGUUCUUAGACCUCUGUCCCCUGGGCAUGAGGUGCACCCACAUCUUUGAACCCUGGCUUCUCCUUGUGUGUUCAAGCUGUUGUGAGUAAGUCAACCUCCCUUGACCCUGCUGCAUAAGGCACACACCAUCCAUGCUCAACAAACCCCACCCCACACUGGCCUCUCCCCAUCCUACCCCUGAUUUCAUCCCAUACCAAGCUCCCUCCACGCCAUUUCUCUCUCGCCUGAGGCUUCGCCUGUCCUCAGACGGGAGUUGUAUUUAUUAGCCAACCAUGGGAAGCACAAGGUUACACAGAUGCACAUGGGUGUUCUCACCCAUGCACACCUGCUCUCAGAGCUGCCUGGGGGCUUAGUGAAGAGAGUUCCAAAGGGCACAAGCUGUUGAGUAGAUGCCAGAGAAUUCUGAAUGAAAAGCCUGAGUCUGGGGCUUCACCAGCAUCGUGGGCGGCCAGGGGGCAUUCCUCCGCCGGCCUUCAGCCUGUGUUCCAGCUCUGACUUUUUGAAAAAGGUAUUUUCAUAACAGUUGUGUAGCUCCAACAUUAAAAAAUUUGAAGACAUAUCAAAGCCGCCAUCCCUUUUCCAGGGCACCCUGAUUGGGGUUAGCACUUUCAUUGGCUAAUGCUUUGUAAUUCCUUCCACCAACUCAUGGGGCAGAGGUCAUGAUACCCAUUUUACAGAUGAGGAGAUUUGAAGUCCACCAGAUGAGACAGAGGUUAAGUGAAUUUGCAGAUCUCCAGGCUCAAUUCUGCCACCACUCCACACCCCAAGAUCUGUGUUCCUGUCAUGAGAGUAUAUGGCUCAGAGACGCCCACCCUCAGUCCUCCAGAAAUCCCCAGAUCCCCAGUGAAAAAAGAACAAACAAGGGACCCAGAGGCUGGCUGAAUGAUAGGACCUGGGCGUGGUGGCUCUGUAGUCCAGCUGGAUUCUCCUUUACACUGAGGCCUGCAGUCUUUGCUCAAAUUCCCACCAACACCCGAAACUGUUGUUCGUACACUCUUUCUCCUGCAUCCUGGAGCUCAGGGGGGUCAGAGCCUGUCCAGAUCUCCACCAUGACUGCUGAAGGACCCAGAUAUGGCCUGGCUCUGCCUCCCAGAGUGCAGAGUGCCAGGGUCAUAAGCUGUCCCCUCACCCCUCUUUUCUCUGCCCUUUCCCCUUUGGAACAGACUGUGACAACAUAGGAGAGUGGCUGAGCUAAGUCUUCAGAACAUCCACAGGUGUCCACAGGAAACAGAAACUGCAGCCUCAAGGGCUCUGACCUGCUUCCCAACCAGGCAGGUAGUGCCACCCUGCCCCUUGGGUAGGGCAUGAGGCAGCAUUGCAUGGUGGGGCCUGAGACACCCAGAAGUGGGUUUAAGUGAAAAUGACAUCAACUAAAAAGAAAAUAAGUCUAUUGGCUGCAUGUGACCUGAUAGCCACCAGUUUAUGACACCACCAGCCAUCACUGUGGGAUGUUUCCUUUCUUCUCACCUCGUUGUCCUUUGUUGCAGAUUUGGAGGAGAUGCGGCCCUAGAAAAGGGAGAUGUGCAUCUGGCUGUCUAGGGAGUCAGUCCAGAAACAGGCAAAACUGGCCCCACUGCCCUCCUGGCCCUCCUGGAGGGAUUCUGCCAAGUGUCUGGGCUUUAAGGCUUACUGGGUGGUGAACAGCAGAGGUGGUGGGUUGGGGUAACCAUUGACUCUUAAAGGAAGUCAGUGCUGCCAGAGUCCUUUCCCUAGACCCUCAGAUGUGGCCUCAGGGCACUGAGGGGUGAAAUCUCUUUGUGAAGAGUCACACUUCAGGGUGACUGGCUUGCUUUGGCAGGCUUGGCUUCCAGCCACCCCCUCAUGGAUGACAUUUCAGCUAGAAUUGAGCUCCAAGCCAUGGAGAGCAAAUCUUAAAAACAAACCAAGCGCCCCAGAUAUACACCUGGAAACAGGCUCUGUGGGGAUACAGCAUCACAGCAGGCCCCUGGAUCAGCCAGGUCUGGGCUAGAGCGAGUCAAGCCCACAGGACUCUGGGCUUGCUCAGCUCCUCCCCACCCCUGCUGACAUGAGGCCUGGCCUUGUCACCAGUCUGGAGCUUGCCUCUGACGGUCUCCGGCACACACACUGGUGUCCUGGCGAAUUUAUCCCUUUAGUGCUUUGACCUCAGAGAAGUCCAAGACAAGUGCAUUUCUUAAAAGAUAACAAAAUACAGGACUGGAACGUUGGACAGUCGGGCCACGACUACUGGCCCGCAAGCUGCCCCACCUCCCGGCAGCGGCAGGCCUUUAGCUCCUUGUCCCCUGUUGCACCCAGACCUCAGGAUUCCCUUUUGCAUAUUCAUGGGGGAGAUACAGUGUUGAUCCACACUUCUGUGCUGUCAGGUCCAGCUGCACCUCAAGUGGCAACCGGGUCCCCAGGGGCUGGCUUCCAAGGACACAGUGAGUCCCUUGCGCAUGUGCAUCUGAUGAGGCUGCAGCUUCUCUGCAGCGAGCGGGCUGCUGUCUGGGAAGAGGCAGACACCAGUCUUCCUUUUUAUUCUCUGGUAUUUCCUGGGCACUUGGGUCUUAUUCCUGGAUGCCCCAAGGAUUGAAGGGGACCUCAGAAUCACGUUACUGCUGUUGGAGAGUCUCAGUCCAGGGAGUCCCGUUUAGCUCAUCUCCAGGUGAAGUAAACACAGCCACCCUGCAGGAAAUGUAGGCAUUCUUAUCCCUCAUGAGCGCUCGCAGAGCAAACGCACCUGCCUUUCUCUGUACAGUUCCUGAGUGGAGCCAGCUCAGGCGAGGCCUUGGCCUGCAGCAGGAGAGACAGAGGGCGGCUGCACUCAUGGGACAGGGAGAAAGCAGGGGUAUCAAGGGGAGGGGACUUUACGGUUCUGUGUUCCUCUCCCUGGCCCUGAGCUUCCCCUAGCCCUGAGAGUGGCUAGGGGAAGCCACACUGUGGCCUUACCAGUCCCGGUCUGGUUCUGCUGACCCUGAGGCUGUGGCUGCUGCGCCUCCCAUGUCCCCCAAAUCACUAUGCCUGUGGCCACAUCUUCUCCAAAAAGCACCAUUAAGAACAAGUGAUUUUUGAUGAUGGAUUUUUGAUUUUCAAACGGUGCAUUUCCCUUGGAGUGGAACAGAAAGGAAACCAUUUAAUGGCUCCCUUAUUUUCAAGCAUGAAUACAUUUUAAUGAAACUAUUUUAUUGUAUUUGAGGAAAUGGAGAGUUGAACAUUCCAACCAAUCAAUAGCCAAUUAAUUGCUAGCAAGCUAAAAAGAAAAUAAAUAAAUCUCAAGUCACAUCCCGCAAAGCUCAGAGCCUCAGAAUUUGGUCUUCCCCCUCACAGCGUGUGCACGUGAGUGUGUGUACAAGGCACACACACCUACGCCUCAGAUUUACUUGAAACUCAGAAAAAGCGCUGAGUCUCCUCAUGCCAAUUCUUGCCUGCUGUCCUUACCUUUGGUCACGGAAAGUGAGCAGACCUGGCAGCAGCCUGUCCUGGGGCUCAGGAAGAGGCAGACCUGGGACCCGGCCCUAAGCCACCAGCACAGUGUAGGUAGCGGGCAGUGAGGGCCUGGCCCCACGUCUCAGCCCAACUGCAGGGCCUCCGAGGUCAGGCUGAGGUUAGAAUUCUGAGUCUGGCUUGGCCCUGACGCCUGCUGGAAGAUGCUGCCCUGGUUUUUCACCCUUUAGUGGCCUUUGGACAUUGAGUAUUUGUAGAAAUGCAGAUUCUUUGGAAAUGGAACUCUCUGCUAGGAAAACAUGAAUUUUGCUUUUUAUGCUUUGAGACAGUUGAUUUUGUCUUAGGAACCGAAUUUCCAGCAUCAAAGAAAUACAUAUCUACUGUAUCCGCCAAAGUUUGUGAUGCCUGCAUAAACGCUUACUUGUAAAAAAAAAAAAAAAGUACAAAAA